Messenger RNA from Caenorhabditis angaria, 698 nucleotides. The record is from the annotation of a GenBank genome assembly. Lineage: Eukaryota; Metazoa; Nematoda; Chromadorea; Rhabditida; Rhabditidae.
AUGCAAAGUGAUUAUCAUCGCGAACACAAUGUCGAUCCAAACGAGGAGCCAAGACCAAGAUAUACUAUUUAUGAAAUGCUCAGUGAGUUUUUUCUUCAAGAUUUAAUAUUUGUAGCACUUAUUAUAACUACAUUUUAGGUAUGUCUGCUGAGCAAAUUGAAGGAUUAAGACAAAAUGAGAUUAUUGGGAUUUUUGAAGCAUUGGGAUUGCCGUCAGGGUUUGUAACUUUAUCAAUAGUAAAAGUUCAGAUUUCAACUCGAAAUUAAUAAUUUUUCAGAAAUCAGAAAAACUCAUCAAUGAAAGAAUUCGAAAAAUUCAAAAAACAUGACUGCGGAGAGAUUUUGGAUGAGCAAGGUAAGUUGUGAAGAAGCUCUGGUUAAUAAUAGCCUAUUCUUUUCAGCGCAAUGUACAAUUUGUCUAGAUGUUGUUGCUCGACCACACGAAGAUCAAUCUGAUGCAGAAUUGGCUAGAGUUAUUGUCAAAACACCGUGCAAUCAUUAUUAUCAUUACAAAUGUGCGAAAAUGUGGUAUGAGCAGGUAAACCUUGUUAUUUUUUGAAAAUAAAAUCGCACUAAACAAAUAAUUUUCAGAGUAAAUCAUGUCCACAUUGCCGAACUGAAAUAAAAUCAGACAGAGAACUUGAAGAUGAAAUUCGCCAAGCAAAUCUCGACGAGCUUCACGAUUCAAUGUUCUCCUAA